This is a messenger RNA of Harmonia axyridis, 5163 nucleotides long. RefSeq lists its product as uncharacterized. The transcript has a single exon. Gene Ontology annotation, biological process: DNA integration. Bases 1 to 5163 code for a protein of 1720 amino acids. Lineage: Eukaryota; Metazoa; Arthropoda; Insecta; Coleoptera; Coccinellidae. The record is from RefSeq and is a predicted model, not a curated record. Gene Ontology annotation, molecular function: zinc ion binding; nucleic acid binding.
AUGUCAAACCCUAAACAAAAGAGAACAGCCGCUAAAGGCGCCCUUACACGUUUCACGACUUACUUCAAUAACAUUAAAUCGCUCACACCCGAUCAAAUAAAUAUCUGUGAACUGCAAAUCAGGUUAAAUGCAGCUGAAAAGUUGAUACAUGAUUUCAAUAAUGCUCAGUCGGAAAUAGAAUCCGCGGAUCAACAAUAUGACGAUAACAUAGAUACAUUACACGCUACAGAACGUGAAACUUUCGAAAAUCUCUUUUAUACAGUCACAGCAAAUGCUACGAAAUUCAUAUUUGAUUGCAAUAACGAUCAAAAUUCAGCUAAGGCGUGUACCUCCAAUCAAAUUUCUACCAACGACAUAAAAUUACCUUCACUCAAUUUACCUAGCUUUGAUGGAGCAUACGACCAAUGGCUUUUUUUUCGGGAUACUUUUAUUUCAAUAAUUCACCAGAACUCUUCCUUGUCAAACAUUCAAAAAUUUCAUUAUCUGCGCCUUUCUUUGAAGGGUACUGCCGCAGAAACGAUCAAAGCCUUAGAAAUAUCUGCUAAUAACUAUGAUGUUGCCUGGAAACUCAUCACUGAACGUUUUGAGAACAAACAGAUUUUAGUAAAUAAUCACAUAAAGCAUCUUUUCAAUUUGCCUAACAUUUUGAGAGAAUCUAAUCAAGGGCUUAGACAACUUUUAGAUGGAUUGCAAAAACACUUAAGAGCACUUGAAGCACUUAAACUUCCCAUUGAUAAAUGGGAUGCAUUAAUAAUUUACCUAAUAUCGAUAAAAUUAGAUCACGCUUCCAGGCGUGAAUGGGAGCUAUACAACAAUUCGCCAAACUUACCGUCACUCAGUGAAUUCAUUGAUUUCCUAAAGGGUCGCUGUAGAUUUUUGGAAUCUCUUGAGUUGAAUAAUGAAAAUAUGCAGCAUAAGGUCCAUAAUAAACAACACACUAAUAUGAACGUAAAAACAUCCAGAUCGUUUGUGACCACUCAUAAUCAUUCCUGUUCAUUUUGCAAAAACGAUCACCUAAUUUACGCUUGUCCCGAAUUCUUGAAAUUAGAAUCCACUUCGAGAUUGAAUGAGACCAAACGAUUGAGAUUGUGUGUAAAUUGUCUACGAGUGGGGCAUUUAACAAGAGAGUGCAGAUCUGCUGGUUGUCGAAAAUGCAACAAACCUCACCACACUCUUCUUCACUUUAACAAUAGAGCAGACACUUCAACAUCAUCUGCAUCUACACAACGCUCUUCCAAUUCUGAAAUUCAAUCUACUGCAUCUAGUUCACAACAAAAUACUUCCGUGAAUAACUCUGAAAUAGCUCUCACAUCCACGAAUACCUAUAUGAAACCCAUUGUUCUACUUUCCACAGCACUUGUCGAAAUCUUAGACAAACAUGGUAAUCCACAUGACUGCAAGGUUCUGCUCGACUCUGGAUCACAGAGUAACUUUAUAUCCGAAAGAAUAUGCAAAAUACUAGGUUUACAAAUGAAUAAAAUUAAUUUCUCUAUCUCUGGAAUCAACCAAGUCAAGUCCAACAUCAACUACACGACAUUUGCAAACAUUCACUCCAAAACAAACGAUUAUCAAACAACACUACCAUGCUUCGUUCUCUCAAAUAUUGCUGGUAAUUUGCCUUCCUUCACAUUCAAUAAAAAUAUUGUGAAACUCCCGCAAAAUAUUACUUUAGCUGAUCCAAAUUUCCAUGAAUCCACCCCUGUUGAUUUACUAAUAGGAGCUGAAAUCUUCUGGGAACUUGUCAGUAUUGGUCAAAUAAAACUUGGCAAUGGCCAACCAAUUCUCCAAAAAACCAAACUAGGUUGGAUUCUUUCGGGACCAAUUCAAACGAAAAAGCAAACAAAUCCUGAAUAUCAGUGUAACCUCAGUAUUAAUACCCUCGAAUUGAACGAACAACUCUGCAAGUUUUGGGAGAUUGAACAAUGUCCGGAAGUGAAGUACGUUUCCGAAGAGGAGAAUGCUUGCGAAACUCACUUUAAACAAAACAUAACUCACAGACCUGAUGGACAUUUUUCAGUAUCUCUUCCCCUAAAAGAAUCACCUGUAAAACUGGGCGAUUCAAAGACAUCUUCUACCAACAGAUUUCUUGCCCUGGAACGAAAACUACUUAAAAAUCCAGAAUUACAGGCCCAAUAUCAUGAUUUUAUCAAAGAAUAUCUUACAUUGAAUCACAUGUCUCUAACUGACAAUCAAACGGACGAAUCUGGUUUUUUCCUUCCCCACCAUUGUGUCCUGAAAGACAACAGCUCUACCACAAAGCUACGUGUUGUCUUCGAUGGCAGUGCAAAAUCCUCUUCUGGUCUGUCCCUCAAUGACAUUUUGAUGGUAGGUCCAACCAUACAGGACGACUUAUUCUCAAUAGUUCUACGAUUCAGAAGACAUAAAUUCGUUCUUAGUGCCGACAUAACCAAGAUGUAUCGGCAGGUCUACAUCAACCCCGAACAUCGUUUUCUGCAAAAAAUUCUUUGGCGUUUCAAUCCAAAUGAGAAAAUCUCAACCUUUACUCUCAACACUGCUACUUACGGAACUGCCUGUGCAGCUUUUCUGUCUAUUCGAUGCCUACAUGAAGUAGCGUAUCUUCAUCAAGUUGAAUUUCCGAAAAUUGCUUCAAUCAUACUGCAGGAUUUUUAUGUAGAUGAUCUACUUACUGGAAGUGAUUCACUCGAAGAACUUCUUUACAUAAAACGAAUUUUAUCCAAUCUUCUUGAACAGCACGGUUUUACCUUGAGAAAAUGGGUAUCAAACUUUCAAGAAAUACAAUCACAGGAAGACUUUCUACUCACCAUCGGCAGUAGAGAACAAAAUAAAACCUUAGGCUUACUAUGGAACUCUUCCUCUGAUGUUUUAACCUAUACUAUCUCCAGUAAUCAUUUUACCGAAAAAAUCACAAAACGUCAAAUACUGUCAUCCAUUUGCCAAAUUUUCGACCCACUCGGGCUUCUCUCACCUGCUACGAUUGUUGCCAAGAUCAUCUUGCAACAACUGUGGAAAUUGAACAUCUCUUGGGAUGAAAGCAUUCCCAUGGAUCUACAUUCGAAAUGGCUAUCCUAUCGUUCACAUCUCAACAAACUGAAUGAGAUUAAAUUCCCUCGACAUAUUCAAUGCAGCGAUUCUACUUCGAUAGAAUUACACGGUUUCUGUGACGCCUCAGAAGCUGCAUAUGGGGCAUGUGUAUUCAUUCGUUCUAUUGAUGCUUUCGGCAAUUAUACUUGCAACAUUCUUUGUGCAAAAACGAGAGUUGCACCUUUAAAACAAAUCACAAUACCCAAACUGGAGCUUUGUGGAGCCACACUGUUGUCUGAUCUCAUGAACAAGGUGAAGGACUCAAUCAAAAUAUCAUUCAAUAAAACAUACUAUUGGAGCGACUCCACAAUCGUAUUAGCUUGGAUAAGAUCUUCUCCGAGUUUAUUGAAAACCUUUGUUGCCAACAGAGUAGCUCAAAUUCAGAAUUUAACCGAUCCCGAUUGUUGGAAUUACAUAAACACCUCAGAAAAUCCCGCAGACUUACUGUCACGAGGAGUACCCCCUACAAAACUCAUUAAUUCCAGUCUUUGGUUUCAUGGUCCCAAGUGGCUUGUCCACUCGGACAGCGAUUGGCCAAUGAAUGAACUUUCAAUCCCUACACCAAAUGAUCUUCCCGAAAUGAAACAUAUAAAGACUUUUCUCAGUAUCGAUCAAAACUUCCUGGAAAAUAUCGGCAGAUUUUCAUCCUUCUUGAAAUUACAAAGGACAUUCGCCUGGAUAGUUCGUUUUAAAAAUAACCUCAAGACUGAACCCAAUUCCAGAAAACUUGGUGUUUUAAUGCCUUCAGAACUCCAAGAAUCCUCGAAUCUAUUGAUACGCAUUGUCCAAAGGCACGCUUUCCCUCGAGAUCAUAAUGCUCUUUCCAAGGGACACAACGUCAAUUACAAAGGUAAUCUCGCAAGUCUGAACCCAUUCUUGGACAGUGAACAAAUCAUCAGAGUUGGUGGUAGAAUACAAAAUUCGGACUUCCCCUUCCGCAAAAAACACCCAGCCGUGCUACCAGCCAACAAUCAUUUCACGACUCUUUUAGCUCGACAUGAACAUAUUCGCCUAUUGCAUGCCGGUCCACAGCUAUUAUUAGCAUCUCUAAGAGAAAGAUACUGGCCAAUCUCUGGUCGAAAUCUCGUAAGGAAAGUCGUACACGAAUGUACACGAUGUUUUCGCUUCCAAGCGAAACCCGAACAAUAUCUUAUGGGCAAUCUUCCCAAAGAACGAGUUUCGCCAUCGCGUCCAUUCUCGAUAUCUGGCAUUGACUAUGCAGGUCCAUUUUCAAUCAGAGACAGAAAAACAAAAAAUUAUAAAACUACGAAGGCUUAUAUAGCUCUUUUUGUAUGUCUCAGUGUUAAGGCAAUUCAUCUAGAGGUUGUGAGUGAUCUAACCUCCGAAUGUUUUUUAGCUGCUUUGAGGAGAUUUUUUGCGAGACGUGGAAAAUCGGCUACCUUAUUUUCAGAUAAUGGCACUACAUUUGUAGGGGCGAAUAAUGAAAUAAAAAACUUCUUUAAACAUAAUAGUGAAAUCAUUGCAAACAAUUUAACCUCUGAUGGAAUUUGCUGGAACUUCAUUCCGGCAAAGGCACCCCACUUUGGUGGUAUUUGGGAGGCUGGUGUAAAAUCAGUGAAACAUCAUCUAUAUAGGGUGAUGGGAGAUUCAAAAUUAACCUACGAAGAAUUUUCUACGGUAUUAUGUCAAAUAGAAUCUUGCUUGAAUUCCCGCCCACUUUAUCCUCUUUCUAAUGACCCAAAUGAUACAUUACCUCUCACCCCUGCGCAUUUCUUAAUUGGUGGAUCUUUAAACACCAUACCUGACCACAAUUUGCUAGAUACGAAAAUGAAUCGUCUCUCACGAUUCCAAAGAUGCCAGCAAAUUCUGCAACACUUCUGGACCAAAUGGAAAAAUGAAUACAUAUCCAGCUUGCAACAGCGUACGAAAUGGAAGGAGCGCUGUAAUGAUUUGCUGAAGAUUGGUGUUCUCGUACUGUGCAAGGAAGAUGGGCUUCCCCCUCUAAAAUGGAGAAUUGGGAGAGUCAUCGAGAUCCAUCCGGGAAAAGACAACAUCAUCCGAGCCGUCACCAUCAAAACCGCCACUGGUAUCUUCAAACGACCAGCGGUGAAACUGUGUGUCCUACCAAAUCAAGAAUAG